Ochotona princeps (American pika) is the source of this 4804-nucleotide messenger RNA. RefSeq names its product phosphatidylinositol glycan anchor biosynthesis class A (gene PIGA). Gene Ontology annotation, biological process: GPI anchor biosynthetic process. Gene Ontology annotation, cellular component: glycosylphosphatidylinositol-N-acetylglucosaminyltransferase (GPI-GnT) complex. Bases 2969 to 4069 code for a protein of 366 amino acids. The transcript has 5 exons. The record is from RefSeq and is a predicted model, not a curated record. NCBI's taxonomy places the organism in Eukaryota, Metazoa, Chordata, Mammalia, Lagomorpha, Ochotonidae. Gene Ontology annotation, molecular function: phosphatidylinositol N-acetylglucosaminyltransferase activity.
GUGCUUUUAUAGCCUCUCAUAUCUCAUGGGCUCAAUUGCUAAAGGACAUCUGGUUAUUGAAAACAUACGAAUGGUCUUCUGAAUGCUAUUUGACGAACCCCUCUAAUCAUCAAAACUGUUAUUUCAAGUAGGGAAUGAUUUUAAAAAAUAACUCAGAAGCCCAUGAGCGCUUUGAAUUUAACUUGAUACCCUGACACACCCGGAGUUGCCAGCGACCGGAAAUAGGGCUGCAGGCUUUGCCCGGUGGCUUGCCUGCUCCAGCUACAUCAGCUACCAUUGGCACUUUUUUUGAGGGGCGAUAGAAACCUGAAAGUGAAUAAUGCAGCGUGCUUCUGGAUUUUUAGUUUAUUUACUGUUAUUUUCAGUGGUUUAAAAUUCCCGAUAACUGAUCAGAACCUUUUUGUCUUGUCUUUAUUGGAUAUUUCAAACCAUUCAGCUGAUUUUUUUAAAUAGAAACUCAUACGUUGAUGGGAUACUGAAUUAAAUUGCCUAGUACAGUGACAGAGACAAUAGGCACCAAACAAAUUCGUGAAGAGCUGCAGCUGAAUGUUGGUAAACGUGACAGUGAUGUGCCAGUGAACUGGGCAGUGGCCCCCAAUCAAGAUACAAGCCUUGGUGAGAGAGUUUACAUGUGGCAUGUGAAGCCUUGGUUGAACAAGGAGUUUGUUACGUGGAUGUUGAGGCAAGGACUUCAACUGAAAUAUGUUUUGGAGUAAUGACAGUGAUGUGCUUCCAUUUAGUGAAGAGGUAAUGAACCAGCAAGCUGAAUUAUGAAUCCCUCUAGAUAUUGGUGAUGUAUUUGUUGUACCUUAGAAAAUAUGUGUUGUUGAUUUGUUAAUAGCGUGCUUUGUGAACUAGCUAGUUAAGAAAGAUUAUGAUGUGUGUGUGUUUGAGGAUCAACAAAAUUAACUACUUACAUAAACCUGGUACAUUUAUGUCCCCAUUGUACCGUUUUAACCAGCUGAGGUAGCCACCAAAGCUUGGUUAGAGCCUUGCCUGUUCUCAGGUCAAUACUCAACAAGUAUUUGUUGAGCUCUCUCUGUAUGCUGGAAGGUGUACACCCCUGUGAAACGUAUCAAAUGAGUAGUUGGAUUAAUGGUCCGUUAUUAACAAACAUCAAUUUCCUCAGGAGGUGUUCAUUGGACUAGAUAUCAAAGGCCCACUGGAAUGGACUAAGUAAGAGAAGACACAUCCCAAUUCUGCCGUCCAGGUGCCCUGACUGUUUGUUUCUGAGUUCUCUUCUCCCCAGCCUGUUGUGUCCUCUGUCAGGGUUUUCCGGCCCUCUGUGCGUGCGCACAUACCCCCCACUUCCUGGUCUAGUGAUAAUGAUAACUCAUUUGUAUUCUGCAGUUGAUAUAACCUGUGCAUGAUACAGUACCUCACAUGACCCUCCUAACAGCUAUAGGGUAGAUGUUACCUGCAUGUAACAGAGAAACUUGAGUCUCAGGGUAAGUAACUCGCCCAGGUUACACAGUAAGUAACACAUAUGACAAGCCUGAAUCCAGCGCUUCUGGAGGCCUGUUGUCCCCCUAGCCCCGGGCCGCCUGUUGUGCUAGAUUCAGGUCAGAAGUCUCCUUAAGAUACUGAUACUGAACUCUAAAAGCAGUGUGAAAUGGGGAUUGUCCUUGUCUGUGUUGUGUGAAUGCGGCAGUUGAAAGCCCUUUGGUAUGCUCCAUAUGUCAGACUCUUUCUAGACACACCAGAAUAAUUUUCUUUUCAUGGUGAGAUGGGAAACCUUGUGUUCUUAGAAUACUGAAUAUUAAACAGUUCUGUUUCUUACCAGGUGCCUGUUAGGAUUAAGUGACUUAGUGUUUGUAAAGCCCAUUGCCUAACAUAGUAAGCAUUCAGUAAUGUUAACUGCCAUCAGCUGUCAUGGUUAUUGAUCUGUGAAGGCUUUGUUUGAAGAAUAGGCUUUGUAUUAGAAAGGGAGAAAGAUGGAAGGGAGGAAAGAAAACAUGAAGGAAUUGAAAUGUUAAUUCAUAAAGCCACUCUCUGUGGUUUAUCUAGAAAUCCAGUCUGUAGACUUGGUAAUAAGAUUUGAAACUAAGGUUUUAUUGAGAAGUCUCAGAAGUUGUAUGUGAAUUUAUUUUUAGUAUAUGUGGUUGUAUUUUGGCUCUAUCAGCAGGGUUUACUUAAUGGUUAUGCCUUGUGCUGUUUAAUAAAUGUGACCACAUAUUUCCUGAGGUAUUUACAUAUAAGAAAAUGGAUUCAUUUGUUAAAGAUUUAUUUAUUUGACAGGGAGAGAGAGAGAGAGAGAUCUUCCAAAUGGCCAGAGCUGGGCCCAAAGCCAAGAGCCCGGAACUCCAUCCGGGUCUCCAUGUGGAUGGCAGAGACCCCACACUUGGGCCGCUCGCCACUGCUUUCCCAGGCACAUUAGCAGGCAACUGGAUUGGAAACAGUGCCUGGGACUCAGACCUGCCUUCCGAUGUGAGAUGCCAGCAUUGCAAGUGGCGGUUUUAACCUGGUGUGCCAUGAUGCACCCCUGUUUGUAUCCUGACAGUUGUGUGUCUGCUACCUUCAUUUCAUUUCAUCUGGGGGAAGUGUACUGUGGCUGGUUUGGGUGGUCAGGUCGUUUGCUGGUAUUGUAGUGUUCACUACAAAAUUCUCUGUACAAACUAUAUUUGGAGCAAAGCUGAGGCAACAGACUGCUGCUUAGUCCUUUGCUGUGACAGGAAGUGGCAUCACAGAGUGAUAGAAUUUUAUAGUGGAAAGAGACCUUGGACCUUCAAUGCGUGGGUUAAUCUGUUUUAUAGACCAACAGAAUUUCCCAUGGUCAAAGGGCUCACGUAAAAACCUUGACAUCCUGUCAGCUGGGCCACUUUGCAGCAAGCUUACCCAAACUUUAGCCACCUUCAGUACCCUUCGGAAGCAGGGAUGUGUAAAGAAGAAUUUGUUGAAAUGAAACAAAACUCUAUAUUUUAGGUGUGUGGAAGGUAGCAAUACAUGUCAAGGUCUGCAUCUUCAAGAAAUGCAAUCUUUUUUAAAAAGAUUGAUUUUAUUUGAUAGGUAUAGUUACAGAGAGAGAAGAGAGAGGGGAAUAGACGGGGAGAGAGUGAGAGGUUCCCCAAAUGGCCACAGACAUCAGCUGGGGCCGAGCUGGAUUGAGCCCAGAGCUGCUGCUUGUUUCGCACAUGGAUGCAGGGGCGCAAGUGCUUGGGUUCAUCUGCUGCUGCUUUCCCAAGUGCAUUAUCAAGGAACAGGAUUGAAAGUGGAACAGCCAGGAAUAGAACUGGCGCCUAUAUGGAAUACUCAUACUGCAGGCAGCAGCUUAACGCACCACACCACGGUGCCAGACCUCAAAACUGCAGCUCUUCUGGGACCACUGGCAGGGACAGAUUUGCUUAGUGGCAUAAUACCUGAACUCUGUCAGAAAUAUCCUGAUUUGCAUUUCAUGAUCGGAGGAGAGGGGCCAAAGAGAAUUAUUUUGGAGGAAGUACGGGAAAGAUACCAGCUACAUGACAGGGUGCAUCUUUUGGGAGCUUUAGAACACAAGGACGUUAGAAACGUCUUAGUGCAAGGACACAUUUUUCUGAAUACCUCUCUCACGGAAGCGUUCUGCAUGGCGAUUGUGGAAGCAGCCAGUUGCGGUUUACAGGUUGUGAGUACCAGGGUUGGUGGAAUCCCUGAGGUCCUUCCCGAAGAUCUCAUUAUUUUAUGUGAGCCUUCAGUAAAAUCUUUGUGUGAUGGAUUAGAAAAAGCUAUUCUCCAAUUCAAGUCAGGGUUACUGCGAGCUCCAGAAGAGAUCCACAACCUAGUAAAGACGUUCUACACCUGGAGGGAUGUUGCAGAGAGAACUGAAAGGGUGUAUGACCGGGUGGCUGGGGAGGCUGUGUUGCCCAUCGACAAACGGCUGGACAGGCUCAUCUCUUGCUGCGGCCCAGUAACAGGCUACAUUUUUGCCUUAUUGGCUGUGUUCAGCCUUCUCUUCCUCAUUCUCCUGAGAUGGAUAACUCCAGAUUCCGUCAUUGAUGUUGCAGUAGAUGCCACGGGGCCAAAGAGCUCGUGGACUCUGCAGCAUCCUCGCAGAGCAAAACUGGAUGAGGAUGAUGGCAAGUCUGAAACCAGGUAGAAGAGAACCAGCGCUGUAAAGAUCUGAAAAUUUUGUAAUAGUUGAAAGAAGAUUAUAUUGAAAAUGACCUUGCGUUUUUGUUUUUUAAGUUAAGUUAGUAAGUUAUGCUACCUCUGUAUCAUUCAAUGUUUUAUUUUGAGGAAAGAUAGAAACUUAUGCAAUUCCUGAGUGAACAAACUCCUUGCACUUACUUACAAUUUAGGAGAGAAGAUUUAAGCCACUCAGGUAUGAAAUUUUUCAGAUUACUGAAAUCCUUCUAGCAGAAAUGUUUUAACCUUAUAUUUUGAGAGCUUUGGGUGCUGAAGGGCCAAACGUUUUCUGGGCACUUUUUGGCCAGUUUUUAAUGUCAGUCCAUUAAUCAACACUCACCAAAUGUUUACAAGUUUUCUUUUGGAAAGUACAACAGCUACAUGAACUAUUUUAAAUCAUAUUCACAGAUAUUUGUUAUUAACUUUUUAAGUCAUGCUCUUGCACAUCCGUUGGGUCUACUCAGUAAGUGUUGCGUGCAUGUAAAUAGCAGGGUUCUGAAGUAACACGGUCUCUUAGCUACCAGCGUGUUCUGAGCACCUGCUAUGUAUAGCAUGUCAAACUAGGCACUUCCGCCAUGAAGGACAAGGGGUACAUCUGUUCUUUAUCAUUCAAAUGGCUUCCUUCAUCGUGUCACAGUUGACACGAUAUGAUAAAAUGCUCAACAUGCCAAAAAGGCUCAUGCUAAUUUAAUGCCAAGAAGAAAAA